Chionomys nivalis (European snow vole) is the source of this 1986-nucleotide messenger RNA. Its product is annotated as ATP-binding cassette sub-family G member 3-like. The record is from RefSeq and is a predicted model, not a curated record. The transcript is spliced from 15 exons. Lineage: Eukaryota; Metazoa; Chordata; Mammalia; Rodentia; Cricetidae. Gene Ontology annotation, cellular component: plasma membrane. Gene Ontology annotation, molecular function: ATP binding; ATP hydrolysis activity; ABC-type transporter activity. Bases 1 to 1986 code for a protein of 661 amino acids.
AUGUCGUCCAAUAAUGACCCUGUUACAGUCCCAAUAUUAGAAAUUAAUCCUAGUGACCUUCCUAGAAUGGACACCAGUGACCUGAACUCAUUGGCUGAAGAGGCUGUGUUAAGUUUUCAUAACAUCAGCUAUCAGGAAACAGUGCAAAGUUGCUUUCUGUUUUCUAAAAAAACAAGUGUGAGAGAAAAACUAUCAAAUAUCAGUGGGAUCAUGAAACCUGGCCUCAAUGCAAUUAUGGGACCACAAGAUGGAAGCAGAUCUUUGUUAUUAAAUGUCUUAGCUGCAAGGAAAGAUCCACGGGGAUUAUCAGGAGAUAUUUUGAUAAAUGGAAACCCUCGACCUGCUAAUUUCACAUGUACUUCUGGUUAUGUGCCACAAAAUGAUGUGGUGAUGCGCACGGUGACUGUGAGAGACAACAUAGAGUUCUCAGCAGCUCUUCGACUGCCAAUGACUAUGACAAGAGAUGAAAAAAGAAGGAAAAUUAAUGAGGUCCUUGAACUUCUGCAUCUGGAUAAAGAGUCAAAUGUCAAGCCUAGAUCUAAAGAGCUCAGGAAAAGGACCAGUAUAGCAAUGGAGCUGGUCACCGAGCAUCCCAUUUUGUUCUUGGAUGAUCCCACCACUGACUUAGACUUGAGCACUACUACUGAUGUCAUCUCGGUCCUGAGAAGGAUGUCUAUGAGGGGACGGACAAUCAUCUUCUCCAUUUUUCGGCCCCCAUACUCCAUCUUCAGACUGUUUGACAGCCUCACCUUAGUGGCCUCAGGAAAAGUCAUGUUUCAUGGGCCUGCACAGGAGGCUUUGGAGUACUUCAAAUCCGCAGGUUACAACUACGAUUCCCACAACGACCCCGCAGACUUCUUCCUGGAAAUCAUUAAUGGACAUCAUUUUUCUGCUCUAUUCCUUACAGAGGAAUCUGGUGAACAGAAAGAUCUUUCUGAGAGACAGCACCAAGUCACAGAAGAAUUAGCCAAUAUGUAUGCCCAGUCCUCCAUAUACAGUGAAAUGAGAACUGAACUGGAUCCACUCUUGAGGGAACAGAAUGCAGAGAGGAGCUCAGCCUUGGAGAUCACGUGUGCCACCCCUUUCUGGCAUCAACUCUUGUGGAUUAUUCGUAGUUCAUUAAAAAACUUCAAGGAUUUUCAAAGGAUGACAAUAAUUAAGGCAUUUAUCAUAUGUAUACUGACUGUGUAUACGCGUAUCACUUUACAUGUCCUAAGAAAUGACUGUUAUGAAGUCCAGACCAGAGCCUACCUGCUCUUCUUGCUCACAGUCUUACAGUGUAUUUUAAGUGUGACUACAGGAGAGAUUCUCAUGAUUGACAGGGAUUAUUUUCCACAUGAGUAUACCAGUGGUUAUUACAGAGUGUCAUCGUAUUUCCUUGGGAAAUUGCUCGGUGAGCUGGUACCCAGGAGGUUAUUGCCAAGUAUUAUAUUUACUGUUAUAGUAUUCAUCAUAGUAGGAGUAGACACAGAUGUGAAGGGUUUUUUCGCUAUGAUAUUUACCAUCAUGAUGUUGACUUGUUCAGCCAGUUCCCUGCUGCUGUCUCCAGGGGCAGGGCAGAUUGCAGUGGGUAUACCAACAAAAUUCCUUGUGACUGUCUACUUUGUGAUCAUGCUGUUUACCUUAGGUCUGACAGUAUUUUUCGUAAACGGCAUACAGGGCGUCAGAUGGAUUCAGUACUUGAGCAUUCCGCAUUAUGGAUUUACAGCUUUGCUGCACAAUGAUCUCCUGGGACAAAACUUCUGUCCAGAACACAAAACAGCAGAAAUCAGUAGAUGUCAGAACUCUGUAAUAUGCACUGGUGAAAAAUACUUGGCGAUCCAUGACAUUGACCUCUCAUCAUGGGGCUUCUGGAAGAAUCACGUGGCCUUAGGUUGUAUAACAAUUAUCCUCUUCUCAAGUAACUAUGUGGCAUUAUUAGCUUUUAUGAAAAUGAGACAUUUUUUAAAACGGUCUUGCACUUUCAUUGAAUUAAUUUGGCCUUAA